Oryza brachyantha (malo sina) is the source of this 1711-nucleotide messenger RNA. Its product is annotated as protein ECERIFERUM 26-like. Gene Ontology annotation, molecular function: acyltransferase activity, transferring groups other than amino-acyl groups. Bases 126 to 1394 code for a protein of 422 amino acids. Lineage: Eukaryota; Viridiplantae; Streptophyta; Magnoliopsida; Poales; Poaceae. The record is from RefSeq and is a predicted model, not a curated record. The transcript is spliced from 2 exons.
UCCCUCCCUCGCUAUAUAUCCCGCCUCUCCACGCGUCCCCCGAGACCGUGCUGCCACACACACACCCACACACACAGAGAAGCGCUCGUCGUUCCAAGCACGCGAGCAGAUCACCGGCGCGCGGCAUGGUGCUCGAGGGGGAGCAGACGCCGGCGGCGGCGGUGCACGGCCACCGGCUGUCGACGGUGGUGCCGAGCUCGGUGACGGGGGAGACCAACUACGACCUGGCCGACGCCGACCUCGCCUUCAAGCUGCACUACCUCCGCGGCGUGUACUACUACCCCGCCGGCGACGCCGUCCGGGGGCUCACCAUCAAGGCGCUCAAGGACCCCAUGUUCCCCUGGCUCGACGCCUACUUCCCCGUCGCCGGCCGCAUCCGCCGCGCGGACGCCGACGACCGCCGCCCCUACAUCAAGUGCAACGACUGCGGCGUCCGCAUCGUCGAGGUCAGGUGCGACCGCGACCUCGACGACUGGCUCCGCGACGACGCCCCCGACCGCCUCCGCCAGCUCUGCUACGACAAGGUGCUCGGCCCGGAGCUCUUCUUCUCGCCGCUCCUCUACGUCCAGGUCACGAGCUUCAAAUGCGGUGGCAUGUCGCUCGGUUUCAGCUGGGCGCACCUCAUCGGCGACGUGGCGUCGGCGACGAGCUGCUUCAACGCGUGGGCGCAGAUACUGAGCGGCAAGAAGCCGGAGGGCAGCACCCUCGAGCCGGCGAACAGGCCGGACGAACGCGCCCCGGCCGGCGCCGCCCCGCCGCGCUGCGUCAAGCCGGUCGGGCCCAUCGAGGACAACUGGCUCGUCCCAGCCGGCUGCGCCAUGGCGUGCUACUCCUUCCACGUCGCCGAACCGGCGCUCAAGAGGCUGCAGCAGCAGGAGGAGGGACGCCAUGCGGGCACCUUCGAGCUCAUCUCCGCGCUCCUAUGGCAGACGGUGUCGAAGAUCAGGGUCUCCAAAGAGGUGACCACGGUGACCGUGGUGAGGACGGACAUGUCCGCCAGGAGCGGCAAGUCGCUGGCCAACGAGCAGAGGGUCGGGUACGUGGAUGCCGGCUCGUCGCCGGCGAAGACCGACGUCGCCGAGCUGGCGGCGAUGCUGGCCAAGAGCCAGGUCGACGAGACCGACGCGGUCGCCGCGUUCCCGGGGGACGUCGUCAUCUACGGCGCCAACCUGACGUUCGUCGACAUGGAGCAGGUGGCGCCCUACGAGCUGGAGCUGAAGGGGCAGAGGCCCGUCCACGUGGAGUACGGCAUGGACGGCGUCGGCGAGGAGGGCGCCGUGCUGGUGCAGCCUGAUGCCGGCGGUCGCGGUCGCGUCGUCACGGCGGUGCUCCCCAAGGACGAGGUCGAGAGCCUCCGCGCCGUGCUCGGGAGCACGCUCCUGCAAGACGCUUGAACCAAGAUCAGCGCCGCCUGCGCCGCGCGUCUUCCACGGCGCCGGCGACCCGGCGAUUCGUUCUGGUGAUUUCAAAUGGAACAGCUGAACGAGCGUACGCUACCUAGUAGUAGAACAAUCUUGGCGCGUGUUUUUCACUGAAAUUUUCACUACGAAGCCUGUAUUGUAUGAUUUGCCGUAAUAAUUAAGUUGGUCGAAUACUCGAAUAGCCUCGUCCAAGAAUGUAUCGAGAUUGCAAGAAAAUGCAGCGCUACACUUGUCAGAAUUAAUAACAUUAUCAUGUGAUUCAGAUUUCAGAAUUCACAUUCAGAGAUCAA